AUGUCGGCAAGAGAAUAUAUGAGAUUGGAAAAGUUGGGCGAAGGCACCUAUGCCACCGUCUACAAGGGAAAGGAACGAAGGUCUGGUGACAUUGUUGCCCUUAAGGAGAUCCACUUAGAUUCGGAAGAGGGUGCACCGUCCACGGCCAUUCGUGAAAUAUCCUUGAUGAAAGAACUGAAGCACCAGAAUAUUGUAAAGCUUAAAGAUGUAAUUCAUACCGAAAAUAAGCUUAUGCUUGUUUUUGAGUAUAUGGAUCAAGAUCUCAAAAAAUACAUGGAUACACACGGAAACCAUGGUGCACUGGAUCCGAUGACUAUCAAAUGGUUUAUGUAUCAAAUGUUAUUAGGAAUAGACUUCUGUCAUGAAAACAGGGUGCUUCAUCGUGAUCUGAAACCGCAAAAUCUUCUAAUUAACAAAGCAGGAAAUUUGAAACUUGCCGAUUUUGGUCUUGCACGGGCAUUUGGAAUUCCGGUCACUACUUUUUCAAAUGAAGUCGUCACUUUGUGGUAUCGUUCUCCGGAUGUACUUCUAGGAUCUCGUUCAUAUUCAACUUCAAUUGAUAUUUGGUCAGCAGGUUGCAUUAUGGCAGAAAUGUAUACUGGUCGCCCAUUAUUUCCCGGAACAACAAAUGAAGAUCAAUUAAUAAAAAUCUUUCGUGUCAUGGGUACACCUAAUGAAACCACAUGGCAGGGAGUAAGUCAAUAUUCAGACUACCACAAACAAUAUCCCCACUAUACUGCCCAAGAUAUGAGCAAAUUGCUACCUAUGAUCGACCGUCAUGGAAUGGAUUUGCUUACUCAGAUGUUGGUAUAUGAUCCGGAAAAGAGAAUAACAGCAAAGAAUGCACUGAAACAUGUAUACUUCCAUGAUCUGCUUGAUAUUGAUAAUUCUAACGUUCAAACUGAGGUUCCUCCAAUGCGGGUGCCAGUCCCUCCAAUGUCGGGAGUGCCAAUGCACUUGAGCGCUAUACCGACUGGUGUUAAUAUACAAGCAAUUCCAGGAGUUAACAUGCACAUGGUCCCUACAGGUAUUAAUAUGUCGAUGGGUGGAAUACAGCCAGUUCAGCCAAUUAUGGUAUCAACACAGGUGAUGCCAAUGAUAGGACAUCCACCGAAUGCACCGCAAGCGCAACUGAUAAGUCAUCCGCCGCAUCCUCCUAAUGGAUCUCAGCAAGCACCGAUGAUGCCUCGAAGAAAUCAUAUGCAUAAUAAUUAUGGAAUUGAAUGA
Molecule: messenger RNA, 1227 nt
Organism: Acaulospora morrowiae
Lineage: Eukaryota; Fungi; Glomeromycota; Glomeromycetes; Diversisporales; Acaulosporaceae
Source: the annotation of a GenBank genome assembly